This is a messenger RNA of Myripristis murdjan (pinecone soldierfish), 1557 nucleotides long. It is a transcript of the gene cebpb, whose product is annotated as CCAAT enhancer binding protein beta. The transcript has a single exon. Gene Ontology annotation, biological process: DNA-templated transcription; regulation of transcription by RNA polymerase II. The record is from RefSeq and is a predicted model, not a curated record. Lineage: Eukaryota; Metazoa; Chordata; Actinopteri; Holocentriformes; Holocentridae. Bases 194 to 1063 code for a protein of 289 amino acids. Gene Ontology annotation, molecular function: RNA polymerase II cis-regulatory region sequence-specific DNA binding; DNA-binding transcription factor activity, RNA polymerase II-specific.
CAUCAGAACAACCGCUGAAAACUAUCUGUCCUGCUGUGUUAACGUGAUAGGCUAUGAUUAAACAGUGAAACACACAGACUGACAGGCACUGCGCACACUGGGACAUUUCUGUGCUGAAGCUUCUGCGAGCCGAACCACUUCGGGCGUCUCCUCUGCCCUCAAUGUUCCUGCAAUCCGGCGGGUGUUAAGAUCCAUGGAAGUGGCCGGCUUCUACGAGGAGGACAGCUUUGCUUUCCAUAGUAGAGACAGCAUUAUCAGCCCCAUCAGCAGCAGCUCAUACAGAAGGCUUGACGACUCGAUGACGGAGUUGGGCAUCGACGAGCGGGAGAAAGCGAUAGAUUUCUGUUGUUACCUGGAUUCAUCUCUGCUCUGUCCGCAGUUUGCACCGCCGACACAGCAGCAGGGGGACGUCUUGUCAGAUUUCCUGGCCGAGAGCAAGAUCAAGAGAGUUGCAGCUCUCCAAAACUACAAGAACUACCCGUUUGUCAACGAGCUGGAGUCGAGUCAGUGCGACAACUUGAGGGACCCCAGGGAGCCCUACGCGCUGGGUUACACGGAGCUGCAGGAGACCCGUGUGGACACCGUGUUCAGCCCUGAACUUCUCGGGCACCGCUACAGACCUGCCCAGAGGAGCGAAAGUAAGGAAGAGGCAAAGAUGGACAACGGCUCGUCUGGUUUCGACAUGAGACCGUAUCUUCAUUACCAGUCCACUCCCAGCGGCAGUCUCGGAAACAUCUCCACCGCGUCCUCCACUUGCUCCAGCCCCCCCGGCACACCUGCCCCGACAGGUAAAAGCAGGUCACCAUCGCACACUGCCAAAAUGCCCAGCGGCAAACCAAAGAAACGCCUGGACAAGGACAGUGACGAGUACAAGCUGAGGCGGGAGAGGAACAACCUCGCGGUGAGGAAGAGCCGGGAUAAAGCCAAAAUGCGCAACAUGGAGACUCAGCAUAAAGUGCUGGAACUGGCUGCAGAGAAUGAUCGUUUACAAAAGCGUGUGGAGCAGCUGUCGAGGGAGCUGGCGACCCUGCGCAAUCUGCUCUCCGCCACUGGACAAUGUUAGAGACCGCGGCCAGUCUCCGCGCGUCUCUCUGGGAAGCGGCAGAGACUCCUCGGCUACUUGUCUGAUCAUUAAUGGACUUGAAAGCUGAAGGUGUUACACUGAACUGAACAACUGUUGAAAAAUGGUACGCUUACAGGUGAAAACGGCUACCACCAGUUUACAAGGACACUUUAAAUGGGAGUGAGGAACGGGGUGCAUGGAUUGCGCAAUCAUUCAUGAUUCUUGACAUGCCACCUUAGCUUUAUUCUCAGAUGUAAUUUUGUGUAUGCAGUAUUUCUGUGCAGGUUUUACAUACAUGCGAGUGAAUUUAUACAUUUUCCUUAUCUGGAGCAAUGGUUGUCAAGGGAAGAGUUGUACUGCAGUGAAAUGAUGCAACUCUUUGUAACAGUAUUGGCAAUGAAUGAAAUAAGUCUAAUUAUUUAAUAUUAAAGGUGAAAUGCUUUAAUUGUACUUGAUAUUUUAUUGAAUUAAACAGAUUUAUACUUUGUUUUUCA